AUGGCGACGAAUCCGGCCCAAGAAUCCUCCUCAUCGGUGGAGGUCGAAUCCGCCGACAAUGCGAACCUCGAUCCUCGACUCAGAGAUAUCAUCGGCAAGGACCAAGCAGCUACAGGCUUGCACCUUCUGAAGUACGGCACAUUCUCCGACUUGAUCAUCACCUGCCAAGGGACGACUUUCAAAGUUCAUAGGUUGUAUCUACUCGCGAAAGGGGGGAAUUUCUUUCAAGCUGCGAUCUGUGGAGGAUUCGCCGAAAGCCACACACACACUAUCGACCUUCCAGAAGAUGAGCCAGAGAUGGUUGCGAGGGUUCUGCUGCAUAUCUACACUGGUCAAUAUGAAUCAGGGUGUGCGGAAGAGCCUGACUCUCAGCUUCCCCACUUAGACAAUAUCGCAUCCGCCACAGUGCAGUCCUCUCAAAGCGACCGCCACAAUCAUGAGCGCAACGAUAACAGCCAGGGUGACGAUGGCGACGAGAAGGACGAGGUUAAACCACCUAAGCUCAACUCAGGGAACGUGAUGAUCCACGUCAAAAUGUUUGCAGUCGCUGUCAAAUAUGGCAUACCGGGCCUCCGAGAUCAGGCGCGCAAGGCGUUUGCUGGAACAUUCAGUUGCUGGUCCGAUGUUUGGUGCUUAGACAAACUACCCAAGGUUGAAGAAAUCAUCACUGCUGUCUACAGAACGACACCGUCACAAGAAAGAGAGCUCAGAGAUCUGUGCGUUGUCCAAGCGUUGGUAGAGAUGAUCAAGUGCAAGUCGUGCAAAGGGACUGGCAGCCGCUCUCUGCUGAAGAGUCUUGAGGAUGUUCCAGAGUUCGGCGCGGACUUGGCCUGCUACCGACUUGGUGAUCCCAAUCGGAAGGGUGAUCUUGCAUAUCAGUGUUCGGAAUGCUAUGCCGAAGUCGCAUGGAUCAUCGGCCCCUGCGCUUGCAGGAAAUGGGGUGGUAACAUUUGCAUGGAGGUCGCUUGUGUAAAUGCUCGCCGAGCUGCUACGGUCUGCUACGAGUGUGGAGCUAAGGGAACCCUGCUGCACAAGGUAGCGCACAGAACAAGAUAG
Molecule: messenger RNA, 1056 nt
Organism: Cyphellophora attinorum
Lineage: Eukaryota; Fungi; Ascomycota; Eurotiomycetes; Chaetothyriales; Cyphellophoraceae
Exons: 1
Coding region: 1-1056 (351 amino acids)
Molecular function (GO): protein binding
Source: RefSeq, a predicted model, not a curated record